AUGAUCUUCUUCGAUCGGUUGAGCUAUCUCUGCUGGUGUCUUCUGCCACUUCUGCUGGCUACGAAUGCCCAGCAAACCUCUGGUUUCGUGGAAGUCGAUUUGAUCUUUCCACAUAAUGAGAGCUACACGACGUCCGACUUGAUGCCUUUCGUUUUUGCCAUCCAAAAUCCCCAGCUGGCUAUUUGGUUGAACCCUAGCCUGGAGGUUUUUAUUUCGAGGUGGGAUAGCGAUCGAAACCUACAGAUCUUCCCCUGGUUUUUGGAAUUGUGGAAAAUGCAACAGGAAAUCAGACCCGAUCCUUACCUCAUUUACACGAGUCUCGGAAACAUGACUUCCAUAGAUGCGAUCUACAAGCUCGAAUGGAUUCUCACUACAUUGAGCUGUUCAGGGUCUGCCGCUGAUGGCAGCCUGAAUUUUACUCAAGUGACCCAGAAUAAAACUUUGUGGUUUAGCACCAAGAACGGGGCCCAACCACUGGAUUUGGUCGCUGCAACAAAACACGACACCUGUGCGGCAAAUGAAUCCUUGAACUUCGAUAUCUCGGGCCUGGAAAAGGUUCCUUCGAAUGAUCUAGGUAAUUUGACUUACAGCCCUUCAUGUCCCGUCCUCGCAAAUGUUUCGCUGCCUUCAGUCACCCCGACUCCUUGUGCAGUCACGAUAAACUCGACAGCUGCAUCAAGUAUCACUGCCGCUCUCAGCUAUUCUGCUUGCAUAGAUCAGGUCCCUGAUGUCUCAACCUGUGGUCCUCCUCCGGCACAGACCCCAACUGCCAGUACCAAUGCUGGGCGAACAUGGUUGAAGCCUAGGACCAGGGAACCCGUAUGGCUUGCAGGAGGCUUGGCUUGGCUGGUUUACCUACUUGGAUGA
Molecule: messenger RNA, 867 nt
Organism: Penicillium cinerascens
Lineage: Eukaryota; Fungi; Ascomycota; Eurotiomycetes; Eurotiales; Aspergillaceae
Exons: 1
Coding region: 1-867 (288 amino acids)
Source: RefSeq, a predicted model, not a curated record